Molecule: messenger RNA, 1284 nt
Organism: Dicentrarchus labrax (European seabass)
Lineage: Eukaryota; Metazoa; Chordata; Actinopteri; Moronidae
Gene: cunh12orf43
Product: chromosome unknown C12orf43 homolog
Exons: 6
Coding region: 17-769 (250 amino acids)
Biological process (GO): Spemann organizer formation; negative regulation of Wnt signaling pathway; Wnt signaling pathway
Source: RefSeq, a predicted model, not a curated record
CGGCACGUGUCUUACGAUGGCGGCGGGCAGCGCAGAGAUGGUCGGUGUGAGGGAGUCCAGCAGCAGCAGUGAUGAAGAGGCUCUGAGGAGAUGUCAGGAGGCGGUUUGGGAAAAUAAACGCGACACAAAGAAAGAUGGUGACACCAGUGUGCAGCAGUCAAAGCGAGUCGUCGUCGCUGACCACGAACACGAUGGAAACGAGCUCCAGGUCACCGCCGGGUUUCGAACACACGUCGCUAAAAAGUUAGGAAAUCUUCUGGACAGUUUCAUCACAGAGACGGAAACUUCCUCCUGCGUGGAAUCAACCAAACGUGACGAUGACGACGAUGAAGGCUUUCGUCUGUUUUCUACGUCCGUCCCCGGACAGACCGCCGCCGAGGAUCUUCCCGCUCCUCCGCGGCGUCGGCCUGUUCCCAGCUCAAGCGACAGCGACAGCGAGAUGGAAACGAGGCUGAAGGAGGCGGCGGUGUCCAUCAAAGAUCUCUUACCCUCGCUGUCGUCCACGCUCCCGACCCCGGCGGCGGGACUUCCCCGCUCGGAGAUAACGAAGAAAAAGAAGAAGAAGAAGAAGAAACCGGCGGAGGAAGAGGAGAGCGGCGUUGCGAAGAAGAAGGAAAAGAGGAAACCGGAUGAAGAAGACUCCGUCGGUUCUCCUCCGAAAGCUCAAAACGACGGCGAGCGCUCGAGCUCCGAGCAGCAACACCUACGAGUCAAAGUGAAGAAGAAAAAAAGGCGGGAAGGAAACUCGGAGGAAGAAACUUUGAACUGAACUUUCAUUAUUUUUCCGUCUGACACAAACUUUAAAUGGUUGGAUGCUGAUUUAUUUUAGGAAACUGUUCACACCUGAUAUUAACAUCUGAUCUGUUCAGUCCGUUAGAGCCGAUCCGGUUGUUCCGUGUUUAACCACGUUGGGAAAUAACUACGUAAUCAAUAUCUUAAUGUGUAACAUUCCCCGAAUUUAUAAGAAGGCCCAAAUAAUUAACAGUCUGUCGUAAAUAACGUUUCACAAAGUUUAUAAAGUCUCUCUUCACUCAGUAACUCUUAAAUGGUGCUAUUUUUCAAUGGAGUCUGGUGGUAUUGAAGUUAGUAGUUCACCCAAACAAAGAAAACUCACACCCGUUCCUGAAGUAGUCUUUAGUUUGUCGUCAGUAAGAGUGAAAAAGCAUCCAAACGCAGUGACAUAAAAUAAAUGCAGGUAACACGCAAGUUUCAACUUAAUGUACAAUUUCUGAAUAUUACAAAACAUUUUUUUUUAAUAAAAAUACACGUUGGUGUUGAUUUUCA